AUGGGCUCCUACAAUCCAUUCCCGGCCUCUCCGCCAAUCUCACCUCCCAAUGGCUUCAAUGGUGCUGACGGCUACUCGACUCCUCUGUUCCCUGCAAAACCAAACAUCCUCUUUAUCAUGGCUGACCAACUGGCCGCUCCUCUGUUGAAGAUGCAUAACCCUAAGUCUCAGAUCAAGACACCGAAUCUUGACACACUGGCUGAACGGUCCGUCGUCUUCGACUCGGCCUACUGCAAUUCACCCCUCUGCGCCCCUUCUCGCAUGUGCCUGAUCAGCGGCCAACUCCCCUCCAAGAUCGGCUCCUACGACAAUGCCUGCUCCAUCCCUUCCGAGACACCCACGUACGCCCAUUACCUGCGAGCAGCAGGCUAUGAGACUACUUUGGCGGGCAAGAUGCACUUUAUUGGAGACCAGUUGCACGGGUAUGAAAACCGAUUGACUGCGGACAUAUAUCCCGGCGACUAUGGCUGGGCGGUAAACUGGGAUGACCCUGACCGCAGACUGGAAUGGUACCACAACAGUAGCUCUAUCCUGCAGGCAGGGCCUUGUGUGCGUACCAAUCAGCUCGAUUAUGAUGAGGAGGUGCUGUACAAGUCCAAGCAGUAUUUGUAUGAUUAUGCACGUCAGGCGCCUGGAAAGCGGCCAUUUGCCCUGACCGUAUCUUUCACCCACCCUCAUGACCCUUAUGCAAUUGAGGAGAAGUAUUGGGAUCUGUACGAGGGCGUCGAUAUCGACCUCCCCAACGUCAACAUCAAACCAGAAGAGCAGGAUCCUCACAGCAAGCGUCUCAGGCGCGUCUGCGAAUUGGAAGGCCACAACUUCACCGACGAGCAAAUCAAGCGGGCUCGGCGUGCAUACUACGGCGCGGUGAGCUACGUGGACGACUGCAUUGGUCAAUUGCUUGACGUGAUCAAGAAGUGCGGAUUGGAUGAUGACACAAUCGUCAUGUUCUCCGGUGACCAUGGAGACAUGUUGGGCGAGCGAGGGCUGUGGUACAAGAUGUCGUAUUUCGAGAAUUCGGUUCGAGUGCCUAUGCUCAUCAGCCACCCGAGCCAAUUCACUCCUCACCGCGUACCCCAGAAUGUGUCGACCCUGGAUCUGAUGCCCACCCUCGUGGAUCUCAUCGGAUCCCAGCUCGUGCCGGGAUUGCCGAUGGACGGCCAAUCGUUGUUGCCUCAUUUGUACGGGGGCAGUGGUGGCCACGACACCGUCUUCGCCGAGUACAUGGGUGAAGGGACCGUGGCACCGUUGAUGAUGAUCCGAAGAGGCGACUGGAAAUACAUCACAUGUCCGAUCGAUCCACCCCAGCUGUUCAACUUACGUACAGACCCACUGGAAGAGGUCAACCUGGCGACCAGUGAAGAUGCUGCAACUCAAGCUGUUUUCAAGGCGUUCGAAGAGGAGGCCAACAAGAAAUGGGACUUUAAGAAGAUCACGCAAGAUGUCGUUACGUGCCAGCGUCAACGCCGCUUGGUCUGGUCCGCUUUGACCAAGGGCCGCUUCGAAAGCUGGGACUGGAAAGGUCACGAGGACGGCCGUACCAAAUAUAUACGGUCCCAAACUCCGCUGGAUGAACUUGAGCGACGAGCCCGAUACCCGAUGCACAGCAAUGUUCCAGCCCACAUCACGGUCAACAACAAAGCCGAGGUGGUGUGCCUACAGCCCAAAAGACUGACUGAAAUUGCGAGUGAUGCCGUCCAUUACCGCUGA
This is a messenger RNA of Capronia epimyces CBS 606.96, 1710 nucleotides long. Its product is annotated as choline-sulfatase. The record is from RefSeq and is a predicted model, not a curated record. Gene Ontology annotation, molecular function: sulfuric ester hydrolase activity. Bases 1 to 1710 code for a protein of 569 amino acids. The transcript is spliced from 2 exons. NCBI's taxonomy places the organism in Eukaryota, Fungi, Ascomycota, Eurotiomycetes, Chaetothyriales, Herpotrichiellaceae.